AUGCUUUCUGCUACAUCUUGGGUUCCUAGAGGCUUUGCCAGUGAAUUUCCAGAGAAAUAUGAGUUGAACGAUGAAGAGAUGGAGAGAAUUAACCAGCUAGCUCAGCUAAACCUAGACGAUGCUAGAGCCGAUUUAGAGGAGGCUGGCGUUGAAGCUGAAGCUGAAGCAGAAGGUGAAGAAGAAGAAGAGGAAAAACCUGCUAAGGCCAACACCAGUGCUUUCAAAGACCAACUUGAAGUCGAUGACGACCUAAAAGAGUUUGACUUGGAACAUUACGAUGACCCAGAGGAUGAUGCCAACGCUCAAAAUGCGAUGUUCAUGGGUCUUUCUGAAGAUGUCAAGUUCUACGAGGGUGAAGAAGGUGAAGAUCCAUACAUUUCCCUUCCAAAGGCUAAGGAAGAUGCCGAAGAAAAACAGGAAUUGCAAGUUUACCCAACGGACAACAUGGUGCUUGCUACCAGAACUGAAGACGAUGUGUCGUACUUGGAUGUGUAUGUGUACGAUGAUGGUGCUGGUUUCCACGAUGAGGAUGUUCCUGUGGAAAAGGGAGACGAAUUAGACCCAGAUGUUGCUCGUGGAUUGGUGCGUGAUUCUUCUUUGUACGUGCACCACGACUUAAUGUUGCCUGCCUUCCCAUUGUGUGUCGAGUGGAUCAACUACAAGCCUGGCUCCAACGACGACCAAGCCAUUGCUAACUUUGCUGCUGUUGGUACUUUUGAUCCAUCCAUCGAGAUCUGGAACUUGGACUGCGUCGAUAAAGCUUUCCCCGACAUGAUUCUUGGUGAACCAACCGACAACAGUGCUGCAGUUUUGAUGCCAAAGAAAUCCAAGAAGAAGAAGAGCAAGGGUAAGCAUGUUACCACACACCAUACAGAUGCGGUUCUAUCGCUAGCACACAACAGAGAGUUUAGAGCUGUUUUGGCCUCUACUUCUGCUGAUCACACCGUUAAGUUGUGGGAUCUAAAUACCGGUAUUGCUGCUCGUUCCUUGAUCAACAUCCAUUCAAACACAAACGUUUCUGCUUCACAGUGGCAUCCAUCUAACGGUUCCGUGCUCUUAACUGGUGGUUAUGAUUCCCGUGCUGCAUUAUCUGAUGUCAGAAUCGAAAACGACAACGAUAUGUCUAAAUACUGGAAGGUCGGAUCUGGCGAAGAAAUCGAGUGCGUGCGCUUCGCUGAUGAAAACGUGUUCAUGUGUGGUACAGAUAACGGUAACGUUUACUCUUUCGAUAUCAGAAACGGUGCUGAAUCCAAGCCAGUGUGGACUUUGAAGGCCCAUGAUGCCGGUGUAUCAUCAGUCGAGGUCAACCAACACAUUCCAAACAUGUUAUUAACCAGUGCCAUGGGUGAAAAGACUGUCAAGUUGUGGAAGUGUCCACUUGAAUCCCAGCCUGGUAAGGGUCCAAGCAUGGUGCUAAGUCGUGACUUUGGUGUAGGAAACGUCUUGACCACGUCUUUCGCUCCAGACGUCGAAAUUGCCGGUAACAUUGUUGUCGGUGGUGUCAGUCCCGGUCUAAAAUUAUGGGAUGUGUUCACCAACAGAUCUGUGAGAAAGAGUUUCCAAUCAGAGCUAAAGGACCUACAAAACAAGGCAAGAGAGGAGGCCAAGGCUUUGGGCAGAAGCUCGAGAAUCGCCAGAAAGUACACUAAGAACGAUAACCCAGAAACUGUGCUUACGGUCGACGACCAAAACGACGAAGAUGAGGAUGAAGGCGACGAUGAAGAGUAA
Kluyveromyces marxianus DMKU3-1042 is the source of this 1728-nucleotide messenger RNA. It is a transcript of the gene PWP1, whose product is annotated as rRNA-processing protein PWP1. Gene Ontology annotation, cellular component: nucleus. The transcript has a single exon. Gene Ontology annotation, biological process: rRNA processing. Bases 1 to 1728 code for a protein of 575 amino acids. The record is from RefSeq and is a predicted model, not a curated record. Gene Ontology annotation, molecular function: protein binding. NCBI's taxonomy places the organism in Eukaryota, Fungi, Ascomycota, Saccharomycetes, Saccharomycetales, Saccharomycetaceae.